Molecule: messenger RNA, 1193 nt
Organism: Cheilinus undulatus (humphead wrasse)
Lineage: Eukaryota; Metazoa; Chordata; Actinopteri; Labriformes; Labridae
Gene: rab21
Product: RAB21, member RAS oncogene family
Exons: 7
Coding region: 317-970 (217 amino acids)
Biological process (GO): Rab protein signal transduction
Molecular function (GO): GTP binding; GTPase activity
Source: RefSeq, a predicted model, not a curated record
GAAGCUAGCCGGCUAACUACUAGCUCAAAGAGACGCCAUUAGUUGGGUGAAAACCAGGCUUUCGUAUUACGUUGAAAGGAGAAUUAGCCCCCUGUCCAGACCCUUUUACGCCACACCUGCUGGAAGAUAUCGAUGAAAGCCGGAUUCGCUUAUGCUGUCGAGGUGUUUUCCUCUUAAUUUUAGCUGUUUUUCUAAAGUCGGAAGCUGAUGUGAGCUGCGCAGGACUUCAGUUCUUUCGGGGUUAGCAUUAGCAGGGUUAGCUUGAGAGCGCUUGUUUUGAUAAAAAUCAGAGGUUUUCUUUAUUCAACUGCCCGCUAUGGCUGCCGGGGGGACGGGCGGCAAAACCUACUCGUUCAAGGUGGUGCUGUUGGGAGAAGGCUGUGUGGGGAAGACCUCUCUGGUGCUACGAUACUGCGAGAACAAAUUCAACGACAAACACAUCACAACUCUACAGGCGUCCUUCCUCACAAAGAAGCUCAACAUCACAGGAAAGAGAGUUAACCUGGCCAUAUGGGACACGGCAGGUCAGGAGCGUUUUCAUGCGUUAGGUCCAAUCUACUACAGAGACUCCAACGGAGCCAUCCUAGUGUACGACAUCACAGAUGAAGACUCCUUUCAGAAGGUGAAGAACUGGGUGAAAGAGUUGAGGAAAAUGUUGGGGAACGAGAUUUGUUUAUGUAUAGUAGGUAAUAAAAUCGAUUUGGACAAAGACAGACACGUUUCAGUGGAGGAGGCCGAGAGUUAUGCAGAGUCGGUGGGAGCCAAACACUACCACACUUCAGCCAAGUUAAAUAAAGGCAUCGAGGAGCUCUUCCUGGAUCUCUGUAAAAGGAUGAUGGAAACGGCUCAAGCUGACGAGAGGUUGAAGGGCAACGGAGCCAGCCAAUCAGCAUCGAGUAGGAGGGGCGUACAGAUCGUCGACGACGAACCACAAGCCACGCCGGCGGGAGGAUGCUGCUCCUCUGGCUAACACACACACAGUUAUACACACUCUCUUUCUGUCAUUCAUGCUUGCAGACAUAUUCACAUGGUGUCGGCUCUAAAAUCUUUAAAUUAAUCCUGGACAAAAAAAAAACAAAACAAAACGUUUCUGUUCAUUCAGUACCGCCUCUGCUGCUAAGGAGCAUGGGAAAUAUAUUUAAAAUGGUUUUAUCAUUGUUCCCUUCAAAAUAAAAGUAACUUAUGAUUGAAAA